UUUGUCAUGUUGCACAAAAAUCUGACCAAAAAAGGAAAAAAAAAACAUAAGAAAUAAAAAAGGGUGAAGAUACUAUAUUUUGAUCUAUAUUCAGUCUGCAUAGUUCUCUUUCUGUAUGUGAAUGGCAUUUUCCAAGCCAAGUCUAGUGGAAUUGCCUUGAUUCACUGUAUAGCCUAGAAGAGCCAAGUGUAUGACAGUUGAUUGUCACAUAAUCUUGUUGUUACUGUGUAUAACAUUCUCUUGUUUCACUUGCUUCAUUCGAUAACAAUUCAUGUAAGUUUUUCCUGGCUUUUUUGAAAUCAGCCUGUUCACUUCUUAAAGAACAAUAAUAUUUCUACAUUCAUAUACCAUAAUUUAUUCAGUAAUUCCCCUAUUGAUAGGCAUUUAUUCAAUUGUCAGUAUCUUGUCUGUAUAAAAAGGGCUGCUACCAACAUUUUUUUGCAUAUAUGGGUCCUUUUCUCACUUUUAUGAUCUUUUGGGGAAUAUAGACCCAGUAGAGACACCACUGGAUCAAAGGGUAUGCAUCGUUUGAUAGCUUUGGGGGCAUAGUUCUAAAUUGCUCUCCAGAAUGGUGAGAUCAUUUCACAACUCCACCAACAAUGCAUUAAUGCCCUAGUUUUCUCACAUCCCUUCCAAUAUUAUCUUAACCUUUAAAGACCUCUAUCUUCUACCAUAAGUCUUUCCUAUUCUUCCUAUAUCUUAUCUUUGAGACUAUUUUAUAUAUAGUUACUUGCAUAUUAUCUAUCUCAUUAAAUAGUGAUCUCCUUGAGAUUAGGGACUAUUUUUUUUUUUUUUCUUUUCCUUGAUCUCUAAGAAAUAGCACAGUGCAUGACAAAUAGUAGGAACUUAGUAAUUGCUAGGUGACUGAGGAAAAAAAGCACUUUAUAUUUAGUAGAAAGAUAGGUGAUUAUGAAUAAAGAAUGGUAUAAAUAAUUUCAGAACUGAUUACUUUGCCAGUUUAGCUUGAUUUUUUUUUCUUUAUCAAAAAGUUGUAGUAGUGACAGAUUAUAUUUGGAGAUUACUGUGAUAUUUUAUAAAAAAAAAAACUAAUCAAAUUUUAAAAUUGGAUUAAAAAUUGUAGUCUAAAUAUUACACAUACAUACAGAAAUAGUAUCAUGUUAUAUGAGACUCAAGGAGAAAUCUUUAUUGAAUCCAGGAUUGUAGGGGUUUUCCCAAAGAAGCUUUUUUUGAACUAGAUUAAAUUCCACUCAAUAGAGCACUUAUUAUAUGGCUUAUGUGUGAAGGGGGACACUAGGCCACUUAAUGGAUAGAGUGCUAUGCCUGCAGUGAGGAAGACCUGAAUUCAAAUUUGACCUCAGACAUUUACUAAUUAAUUGUGUGACCCUGGACAUUUUACAUCUGUUUCCCUUAAUCUACUGGACAAGGAAAUGGCAAAUUACUCCAGUAUCUUUGUCAAGAAAACCCCAUGGAUAGUGUGGCACACUAUAGUCUGGUCAAUAAGGUCAGGAAAUUGGAAGUGACUGGACAACAAUGUGCAAGGAACUGUGCUGGGUGCUGAGAAUACAAAGACAAAUACAUUCAAAAUUCUAUAGAAGGGAGAUACUAAAGGAAUUGGAAACACAAAAAAAAAGAAUUUAGUCAAAGAAAGCAAGAAGAAAAAAAAAAGGACGGGUCAUGAUAGGAGGUACUGCUGCAGAAGAAUUCACAGAGAAGUAUAGUAUAAAUCUGGAACAGCUUCCCUCCCCCCCAAUUAUUUGUUGUUUUACUUGAUGAAAAUAACUUUAUGUUAUUUUUGGAAGGGGGGAAUAGUAAGAAGUAUGUAGUAAGUAAAUGCCUUAAUUUGAAAACCAUUAUAACUUCUGUUGAAAUGAAACAAUAUUCUAAGUGUGUUUUACUUGCAUUCUCUUCAUAGAAUGUAUUACAAUUCUCAACUUUCUGAAACAUGUUAUAAAUAAAGCAAUUAGAACUGAUUGGCUAAGAAAUAAAUGACUAGGCAGAGCAAACUGAUAUGGUAAAGUAUUAUUUGUAAAUCAAGUGGCUAUGAAUUUUGAAAUUGGCUGCGUGGCUAAAAGUAGCCUACAAUGGAAACUGAGCAAAGGGGUAAUAAAUGCAUGAGCAUCUGUGCAUCACCAUUCUUUAAUAUAUAGAAUAUUGAUCUGAUUAGUAUGAAGUACUAAGAUUCAAAUCUAUGCAAUGAUUUUGCCUAUUCCUUCUGUAUGGAAUCAUAUUGCCAUAUGAUGUAGUUAUAAUUAAAACAUGUAGUUGUAAUUGAAAUAAUAAUGCAGAAUAACAUCCCAAUAUCUUCCUGUAGCUAUAUUUUAAAUGCAAAUAACUUAAAAUAAAUAAAAUUGUGAAUUGAUGCAGCAUCCCUAUUCAUAACAGACAUUUAAUAUUCUGCUCAUUUACAUUCAUUCAAAAACUUCACCACACUUUUCACAACUUUAUGCUUUAUAAUUUUGCAGUUUAAUAACUUAUGUUUUUAUAUCAUUUUAUGAUUACAAGGUGUUUUAUAAAUAUUAUCUCAUUUUAUCCUUAUAAUAAUCCUAUGAAGAAAGCUUUCUUUGGAGAUAUUAGGACCCCUAUUUUACAUAUGAGAAAACUGAAGCUUAGAGAUGUUAUUUUCUAAACUAUAAAUGGCAUGUAAGAUUUACAGUUCACCUUCACUUUGCAAUAAAAAUUGUUCCUGAAAGUUCAGUCCUGAGCUUCAAAGAGAGAUAAGGUAACUGAUAAUAUCCUGAAUUUUCAGUUAUCCUAGUACAACACAAUUUUCAUUUACAAGUCUUAAUUUGGCAUCAUUACUACUUAAAUAUCUGAGUACUGUUUUACCCUACACAAAUACCAAUUUAUUGAAAGUAACUUCAGAUAAAUAUUUCAAAAUAGACCUGAAUCUUGGUAGUGAAAGAACAGUCUCUACACAUGCACAGAUUGCUCUCCUUUAAUAAAGUCCUUAUACUAUUGAAAUUUUUGUCUUGGACAAAGACUUCCAUCACUUAGCGUUGAGCUCUCUUAAGUUUUCUUUUUCCCCACUCUUUUAACCCAGUAUUUGGUAAUCAAUCCCCUGCUUAUUUCUAUCUACUGAGUUCUCCGGAAUAGUUAAUCAUUAUUCAUUAAUUCCCGGGGCGGGGCCGGGGGUGGGGGUGAAUCAGAUGUUCACUGUUUAUUGCGCUUCUUAGGGGGAAGUUUUUCUGUCAUUUUCUACGCGUGUCCCUAACACUCACGAAACACUCGUGUCCUCUGGGACCAACCGCCCGCAUGCCUAGCUCAGAGAAGCUCUUCCGCUCUCGGCCAGUUGGGGGCAGCAACAGGCUCUGAAGCUUCCAAUAUUACUCUACUUAAAAUAGCUGGAGCGUCUUUUGGCACCCAGUCCAAUUCUAGGGGCAGUCUCCAGUACUUGACAAUGUGAAUAGUCACCCAGACUCUUAUCAGGGCACUUUUGUGAGGCUGCGGCUUUUUAGUGCCAAUGCCUGGAUCAUUUUUUUAAGUGACAACAGAAGCCUGUUUCAAAAAAAAAAAAAAAAAAAAAAAAAAAAAAAAAAAAAGCAGUAACUCAAUCUACCCAUUUCCCGCCUCCCAAAAGCGUUGUGUCUCCCCCCCUACUCCCAUCCUCUUUGACACUCACUUGCAACCAGCCCCAGAAGUGAUCCCUUCCCCAGUUACUCCCGUCUCCCACUCACGAAAAAGAAUGGAGUCAGCACCACAGGCACAGAGCUGGGGUAGCAAUACUGACGGUGGCUUGCUGCUUCUCUUUCUUCACCUUCUUAGGCCGGUGGUUGCACCAGAAAGGACCAGUUUGAUAUAACUGAGCAGUUGAGAUGCUGGUGCGGCACCUUUUUUUCCAUCCAUGGAUCCCUUUGCCUAGCUUCCCUCCCCAUCCCUUUUACCCACCCCACUCCGGAGGGCAUAGACACACAAGCCACGCGCAUGUUGUGCUCCAGGCUGGACUGCGGGAACACGACCAAGAUAGAGCCUCCACACGGACAGACUGACAUGCUUCCUGGGUUCCUUUCUCCCCGCUGCUGCUGCUGCCGACACCAGCAUCAGCACCAACACCAUCGUCGCCUCCAUCUCCUCCCUUUCCCCUCCUGCAUUGUGACUGGCACUCGCAGCACCCGCAGCACCCGCAGCAGUAGCAGCAACAGCACACCACCAGCCCUGAGAAGUUGACGCCUUUGAAGAGGGGAGGGGGAAAAUCAAGGGGUGGCAAGGCACGGGGUGGGUUAAGAGAUUUGUUGUCAGUUAGGGAUUAACACGUCUGAGGGCGGGUGGUGUAAGGAAAGGGGGGGGGCGGUGCUGGAAGUCAGCGGGGGAGGGGGGUGACGGGGACGGUAAGAAGCCUGAGCUGGAAAGAGCAUCACUGUGUUAGCAUCAGCUGCUGACGCCCGGCCGGGACACAGGAGCCCGGACGCCUCCGCCCCCGGCGCCCUAUCCCUCCCCCUUCUCCUAAAUCCUCUUCCUCCUCCUCCCCACCGCCACUCCGCACCUCCUGCAGGCAGCUUCGCAGCAUCACCACCUUAGAGAGUGGCAGUGCUGGGUAGGCAUCAUCCCGUGCGUUCCCCCCGCCUUCAGGGCGCCCCGCGCGCUGCACUCUCCCGGCUCUGACUGCAGCCCCGUGAGGUGUUUGGAGAGGGAGCCCGGGCUGCAGCGCUGGCACUUUGAGUGGGUGUGGGGUCAGGAGGAGGAGGGAGGGAGGGGGUGAAACUUUGGAGACCAGAUGACUGUGGGUUCCUCAGUGCUGCGUGAAGGCUCUUGCUGCUCCUGCUCCUGUUCUUGCUCCUGGCACCUGGCGCAUUUCCCCCGCAGGCGCAGCCCGAGGAGCGCUGUUUGCACUGAGGGAGUGAAGGUAUGUGUUGCUGGAGCGGCUGCUGCUGCUGCCACCGCCGCUGUUGUCACUGCUGCUGCCACUGUUGCUGCCGCUGCUGCCGCCGCCGCUGCUGCUGCUGCUGACACGGAGCCGCUCCAGCAGGUCCUAAUGCCUGUCACUUCCCAGGACGUUGGCAGCAGCAGACAGGAGCCCCUGAGCCCUCCGCAGGUUUGCCUGUCCUUCCCCGCGAUCUGAUUGGAUAAAGUGGGGGCUCGACGGUGGCCGACGUGGGACAGUCUGGCUGUGGCAGGGGUCUUGGAAACCAUGGGUUAUUGCAGUGGCAGGUGCACGCUUAUCUUUAUCUGUGGCAUGCAACUGGUUUGUGUGCUGGAGAGGCAAAUAUUUGAUUUCCUUGGAUACCAGUGGGCACCUAUCCUGGCAAAUUUUGUCCAUAUUAUCAUUGUCAUUCUGGGUUUAUUUGGAACUAUUCAAUAUAGACCUCGCUACAUAACAGGAUAUGCUAUCUGGCUAGUCCUCUGGGUUACAUGGAAUGUGUUUGUUAUCUGCUUCUACUUGGAGGCUGGGGACCUCUCAAAGGAAACAGAUCUGAUUCUGACUUUUAAUAUCUCAAUGCACCGUUCUUGGUGGAUGGAGAAUGGCCCAGGAUGUACUGUGACAUCAGUGACUCCAGCCCCCGACUGGGCCCCAGAGGACCAUCGCUAUAUCACGGUCUCAGGGUGUUUGCUUGAAUACCAGUACAUAGAAGUGGCACACAGUUCUCUUCAGAUCAUCCUUGCAUUGGCAGGGUUCAUCUACGCCUGUUAUGUUGUGAAAUGUAUUACUGAAGAAGAGGACAGCUUUGAUUUCAUAGGUGGAUUCGACUCUUAUGGCUAUCAAGGCCCACAGAAGACAUCUCAUUUACAACUACAGCCCAUGUACAUGUCCAAGUAAGCAAUGUGACUUCAGUGUGUCAGCUCAAGGACCUUUCAAAGAACUUGUUUCACAAUGGCCUCCUGUGUUUUACAAAGAGCAAGAAGCAACUUAUCUGUGUUUAAAAAAAUAAAAAAUAACCACCCCCAAACAUAAGCUGAGACACAAAAAUAACUAGUUCUACUUGGCCUCUUCUUCCUAACAAACACAGACAGAUGCCCAGGAGACCCCGUCUUGGAUUUCCUGCCAGGCCUUUGGAAGGUCCAAAAGGAGAAGUGUUGGUGACCCCUGCUGCCCAUUCUUUCCCUUUACCUUCUGCAUUCCUACUAAUGGGAGAGCCUGAAUUAUGGUGUCAUCCAAUUGAGAAUCAUCCGACAGCCCUCCACUCACCUGAUAGCACCAAGUCUCCUUAGUGUAAUUACAAAAUAAUAACAGUAAUAAUAAUAAUAAUAAAAUAAUACCAUGAUGACCUUGUAACUGAAGUCUAUACAGACGGCAGGUUGUUUGCCCUAAAGGCUGUACAGUACAUACUUGCCUUAACCCAUCUAAGUUGUACACACCAGAGAAACUCAGUGCAGGCUCUCUGAAGUAGCUUCCUUCAGGCUGCUGUUCAUUCUGGGGAAAACAAACCAAGUUUUAAGUCAGCGUGUUUCAUGUCAGGGAACAAGACUGCCUAGUUUCAGUAGCUCCAGAGCUUCUGUGGGAUAAACUGCCAGCUGUCAGUGAAGUGCUUUACUAUUGAGCCGACACAGUGGCCAAAAAGUAAUGAUAACAAUAAUAAUCUUGACAAUAACCUUUAUAAUACUAAAUAAGGUCGUGGGGAAGGGACAUGAUGAGGGGGGAGGGGGUUGGGAAACACAAAGCAAAACUCAUUAAACUACUAACCUUCCUGGAAACAGCUUCGUUAACCCCAUUAUUUUUAUUUAGUGCACUCUAGGUGCUUUUCUAAGUAACUUCCAAUAUGUCUUUUACUAACUCCAGAAACAUCUGCAGAUUUCUAUCAACAGAGGCCAACUGAAUAUGUAUUAGCUAUGUUUACUCUUUUAUAUCUAAUUCAAAUGGAAGAUCUGAUGUAAGUGAACCUUUUUUUUCUAACUUCCGCAUAUGAGAUUAUUUUUUGUGGGUGGGGGGUGGGGAGGGGAAAUAGUUACCUUGGUGAAAUAUUUGAGAUCUCUUUGUGGUAAUUGGGGGAUCUGUUGUGUGUUAGAGUGUGUAUUUUAAUCUUCCUGUAUUAUUGUGGCUGAAAAAAAACUGUGCUGUUAUGUAGUUGGCAACAAGAUGCCUUUGGGAACUUAAUAGUAGGUCAAUGUGUUUAUGGAAUACUCUGAACUCCUAGGAAAUUUUGUUUUGUUUUGAAUUUGAGCUGUAUUUUUCAGGCACUAUGUGGCUUUCAUUAGCGGUAAACAUAUUUGUUCAGGCUUUUCAGGAACUUGGAUUGGCCUUGUUUCUUUUCUUGGAAACACCUUGGAACACUUCAGAAAAUGGGGGAGGAAAUAAUGCCCUCCCAUCACCUGUAAAGGACAAGUAAAAUCCAAGUUUAGAACAGCUUAAGUUAGCAAAGAAUCACUUUUUUUUUCUAUUUCUUACUCCUUGGUGGAGGUUCUGAGAUUACUUGUAUGGAACCUGAGCCUGCCCAUAUCUACAGAACCAAGUCCUGUUUACUGUGUUUGCAUGGAUAUCUGUAUCACACACAAAAAAAUAUAUAUUAUAUAUUUAUUUUAAAAAUUGUCUAGAAAACAGAGGAACAAAAGUCCUCCAUUGGAAAGUAAGCUACAAAGACAGGUUCCAGGAAUUAUACUUGCAUUUUUUUCCAGUGGCUUAUACAUGUGUGUCUAUAUAUACAUGUAUAAAAUAUAAAAUCUCAAAUUCCUCAGUGAAACCUCUUCUCAUGCACAUUUCCUGCAUGUCUGAAUAACAAAUUGAGGGGAAAAUAUUGAUCCCAAGCCGAUCUUUUGGCAUCAAAACAUAAACGCAAAAUUCAAGACAGGAUCAGAAUGACAACAUUUUUAUGAGAUUUCCCUGUACAUGCUUGUCGUAAUGAGGUUUUGCUGUAGCGUACAUGUGUAUGUAUGUAAGGGUGAGUACAUAUGCUCACCCAGCACAUAAUAGGCCCUCAUAGUCCUCCUUUAAGUUGAAGCCAAGUCACCAUCACCCCCUUCACACAUUAAAACAAGAAAUGAUGUUGACUACUAAACAAUGUUCAGUGGACAGAACUGUCGUGGGAGCAAUUCUGAGCACAGUAGUGUGACUAUAUCUGGAAUAACAUCCAAGUUAUACAGCAGCUGUAUCCUCCUCAAAAUCCAGGAAAGAAUGCUAUUUUUCUAGGCUGGGCUUUUGUUAUAAAACCUAAUAUUCAGAAGGCAAAAGGUAUGAUCCUGAUGUGUCUUUUUCUUUCUUUUACUUGGCAUUUGUUAAUUCUGAAUGUAUUUUUAACAGAAGUGAUUUUUUUGACUUAUUAGUGUAAUUUGCAUUUUAAAAAUAAAUGGAAAAAAAAAAGAAAACCA
Antechinus flavipes (yellow-footed antechinus) is the source of this 8196-nucleotide messenger RNA. It is a transcript of the gene NKAIN2, whose product is annotated as sodium/potassium transporting ATPase interacting 2. The transcript is spliced from 7 exons. Bases 5087 to 5713 code for a protein of 208 amino acids. NCBI's taxonomy places the organism in Eukaryota, Metazoa, Chordata, Mammalia, Dasyuromorphia, Dasyuridae. Gene Ontology annotation, biological process: regulation of sodium ion transport. The record is from RefSeq and is a predicted model, not a curated record.